AUGGAGACAAGGAGGUUGUUGAAAACAGUGGGGGUCGCAGCGUUGAUGGAAAGGGGAGCCCACAAGACUCCAGACAUCAACGAUGACCGCAACAGUGACUAUGACGGCCACAGUAGCUACUACGAUGACCGCUGUAGCGACUACGACGACCACAGAAGCGACUAUGAUGACCACCGCAGCGACUACAACGACCGCCGCAGCGACUACGACGACCACAGAAGCGACUAUGAUGACCGCAGAAGCGACUAUGAUGACCGCAGAAGCGACUAUGAUGACCGCCAUAGCAACUACGCCGAUCGACACAGCAAGCACAGUGACCGCUAUGAGCGCUACGAUGAUGACCGCCGCUUUCAUGAGCAGCGUUACAAUGAACGCAGAGAUCCUCGCUCUGAUGAUGACCGCUAUGAUGAUCGUGACAGACCCUAGAGGAACUGGAAUGAGGUGACCA
Cyprinodon tularosa is the source of this 448-nucleotide messenger RNA. RefSeq names its product polyribonucleotide nucleotidyltransferase-like. Bases 1 to 426 code for a protein of 141 amino acids. Lineage: Eukaryota; Metazoa; Chordata; Actinopteri; Cyprinodontiformes; Cyprinodontidae. The record is from RefSeq and is a predicted model, not a curated record. The transcript has 2 exons.